AUGCAAAUAUUUCGUCUCGCGACUCUUAUUGGUGCUGGGUUUUUGCCUUUCACGAAGGCCAGCAGGCUCACCACUGCCCGACAAACCUCCAGUACCACCGUCCCCCUCUUGGCUACGGAGCUCGGAAAAGUAUUUGAUGCUUCUGUUACUAUUGGCAACCAAAUUUUUCAGCUGCUUGUUGAUACUGAGAGUAGUGAGUCAUACGUGAUGAAAACGGGCUACACGCAUUGUUUCAUUCCUUUCCUCUGCGAUGUUGACCAAGUCAAUUCUCUCUUCUCGCCCCCAGCAAAAUUUGUUUCUACCUCCGCAAUGUAUAUUUUUGACUGCUCAGUCAAAGCUCCACAAUUCGGUAUCAGGAUUGGCAAUCAGGCAUUUUAUCACAGUGGCCAACAUCUGAUAUAUCGGACAUCAGAGGGUGUUUGUGUCUCUAGUCUUGCUAGUUCAGAGAGCGUCUCGAUCGCCGAUCUAACGUCGAACAUCCUUGGCGUGCCGGUUUUGAAAAACGUUGUUACGGUAUUUGACUUUGGUGUGUUUGACUCUGGCAACAAUUAA
Penicillium macrosclerotiorum is the source of this 552-nucleotide messenger RNA. RefSeq lists its product as uncharacterized. The coding region runs from base 1 to 552 and encodes 183 amino acids. The record is from RefSeq and is a predicted model, not a curated record. The transcript has a single exon. NCBI's taxonomy places the organism in Eukaryota, Fungi, Ascomycota, Eurotiomycetes, Eurotiales, Aspergillaceae.